GUAUUUUGCUGUAGUCAAGCGCACAUGAGUCAGAUUAAUAUUUUGCUUGUGCUUUUGUUCACUUCAGUUUCAGUUCAUUUCGAUUUAAGCACUCAAACACUAAAGUCAAAAUACUAAUGUGCGUACUUACGUGUAAAGCAGUUGAGAAAAAUGUGCAAACGUACUACUACCAUAUGUACUUGUAUGUGGUGAAGAGUGCCAGCAUUAAUCGCUUUUUUCCCCUGCACGACGACUAGAAAAUACUCGACUCUAGUAGCUAGCUAGUAGUGAAAAACAAAAAAGAAAUAAAAUUGAUAUUGUGUAAGUUGUAUCUAGCAUUGAAAAGAUGAAAAGUAUGAAAAACAUGAAAAGUGUCAUUCCUAUAAAUACACCUCCUCGGGAAAGAAAGUCGCAAUAAUAAAGGCACCAUAAAGGAACCCAACUUUGGACGAGAGCUAAAAAGUAUAGUGCGCAGCCCAUCAUGACUAACUCACCACCCAAAAGGCUAGCCCAUGUACAGAAAAUCGAUAUUCUAGUCGCGCUGUAACGCUGGGUAGCGCGUACCUGAAAACCGAAAAAAAACAGAAAACACAAAACAAGACAUUAGUAUACCGAAAAACCUCUUCCGCAAAUGGUCGACAUAUCAGCUAUAUAGCUAUACAUAUCAUAUAGCCUCCCAUCUGUGAUACGCGUGUACCUUAAAACCUAAACAGUUUCCGAAAUGAACAAUUAACUUUGCUUCGAUCUCGAGGGUAUCACUGGGAAACUAACGAUGCGUCUUGUCCGCAGUAAAUGUUGUCAACGUGAUGUUUCUGUAUCCGACUAUUUGAGCACCCCGCAUCCGCAUCCUUCGUCCGAAGUCCACACCAAAAAUAUAUUUACUCGCUACUGGGACGACCACAUAAAAAUGAAGGAGUCAAGCGAAACCAGGGGAAAACCCACCCAAUCUUCGUCAUCAGCAUCAUCACCACCUGCCAAACAAACCCAGAGCGUUACGUUCGUGAGGACCAGUAAUGCAAAUGCACCAGCUGUUUGCGACGGGAAUGGAAAUGGAAUUGGGAAUUCAAACCAAACCGAAUGGACGUUUCCCCCAAAACUGCCCACACCGCAUAUCUACAAUUGCCUGAGCCCCGACAUGAUGGCCUCAAGUGAUAAAAGCAGCUUUAAAGGAUUUCGCAAGCAAUUUAGUGGACGGUUUAAGCGCUUAGUUACUCGAAAAGUGGAACACACUCCAGUGAUACCUCCAGAAUUGAAGCCGCAACUAAAAACCAUAUACGUUUACUAACUUAAGAUGUAACGACAAUUGCAAGCACAAGUGUUUUCCCCAUUAUAUAAGGAACACCCACCGCUGUGUGCUUAUAUAUAUGGCAGGAAACAUUAGUGAUAGGAAAAGCAAGAUAAACUAAGUUAUCAUAAUACCAUUCUGGUUGACAAUUUUAAGUAUUCAGCGAUUCGUGCGUAUUGUUAGGCUCAAUAAAAAAGAACAUUUCAUAAGA
Drosophila elegans is the source of this 1475-nucleotide messenger RNA. RefSeq lists its product as uncharacterized. The transcript is spliced from 2 exons. NCBI's taxonomy places the organism in Eukaryota, Metazoa, Arthropoda, Insecta, Diptera, Drosophilidae. The record is from RefSeq and is a predicted model, not a curated record. The coding region runs from base 752 to 1264 and encodes 170 amino acids.